CUUUACUGACGUGGCACCAUAUUCAGAACACCACGUGCCACCACCAUGACACCUUUACCUGAGAAUUCUGCGAGCGGUGGUAAAGAUGUGACCCCAUCAACACCGUACACAGGUGAACCAGGCGGUCAUGUCGGACCAUUAUCCUCCCAAGAGACACCCGGAGCUGAGGACGUUCCAGUUGAACCCCGCUGGUUACUGCCCCAAAGUCGGCUGAACUCGUCACGAUUCCGCUGUUUUAUUGCUCUACUAACUCUCGUACUCUUCAUCGUCAUCAUUGUCAACCUAGGCCCAGCCGAACAGACGUCCAACCACCCCAAAUCCAAAAUAAAACACUUCGCCUCGUUAGGAUCUUCGUUCGCCGCUGGCCCCGGUAUUCCUCCCCAAGUCAAUCCGAGAGCAGCUGGGCGUUCGGGACAUAACUACGGCGCCCUACUGGCUGCUCACCUUGGAGAUGUCACCUUCACGGACCUGUCCGUAUCGGGAGCUACCCUGCUCAAUCUCAUUACGCAACCGCAGCUUACAUCGGGCCAUGUCUUUGCGCCGCAGGUGUAUGACCUGCCUGCCGACGUAGAUCUCGUGCUUGUGUUGGGCGGUGGGAAUGAUCUGGACUAUAUUGGAGGCCUGAUGCGGGAUCAUGGUGCCGUUGUAGAUAGCUGGGGCUUCUGGGAUAACAAUGGAGAGUGGGUGUCGGGCCCCAAGACGGUGGCGCUCGGUAGUGCCGAUGCGCUGGCGAGGCGGUACGAAACCGUAUUGGAUGCUGUGCACACAGCCGCUCCACAGGCGAUAGUUCUGGUGAUUGAAUAUUUGACUCUCCUCGGCCAACACUUCCAGCCAGGCCAGCACGCCCCCUUUGGGUACUCCAGGGCUGCGUAUCACAUGGAAACCGCCGAAAUGCUGCACAAUGGAACUUUACAGGCCGUUCAGGGGCGAGAGGCUUGGUGCCAUGUCGUCGAGGUUGCCAGACUCAGCGAGGCUCAUGGCAUUGGUUCUCCGGAGCCCUGGGUUACCGACUUUAGGGGUAUAUCUAUUCGUGCUGGUGAUGUUCCCUAUCACCCAAAUCUUGCUGGCAUGAAGGCCGUUGAAAGCAUGCUGUUUCAUAAGCUGGUACAGCUCGACUUGAUAGCCUAACACCAAUGCUUCUAUCUUGGAAGUGGAAAUUCCAAUGUCCGGACUAAACCGACAAAUCUUCCUCGUUCGACUUGGUUCUUCAAUGGGCACCUAGGAACUCGGUGAUAAAAUAUGCUGUCAGGGCCAGACUAUGCAAGUACUCCGCGGUAAUCAAAUACGUGGAAUGUGUAAGAUCUAUACCUCCAAAGAUCACCUUCUAAGACUUAUGUCACUAAGAUUCAUCUUCCUCACAAUAUAAAUAUUGAAAACUAUUAUUAUUAUUAUUAAAUACGCCGUAGGCUCGAAGCCCCCGGUACCUCUACUAGUACUCCCGUAUGUCAAACCGUGCCCUAAUGGC
Messenger RNA from Pseudomassariella vexata, 1465 nucleotides. RefSeq names its product SGNH hydrolase-type esterase domain-containing protein. The record is from RefSeq and is a predicted model, not a curated record. Bases 46 to 1128 code for a protein of 360 amino acids. NCBI's taxonomy places the organism in Eukaryota, Fungi, Ascomycota, Sordariomycetes, Amphisphaeriales, Pseudomassariaceae. Gene Ontology annotation, molecular function: triacylglycerol lipase activity. The transcript is spliced from 2 exons. Gene Ontology annotation, biological process: triglyceride catabolic process.